This is a messenger RNA of Lineus longissimus, 2544 nucleotides long. Its product is annotated as S-adenosylmethionine synthase-like. Gene Ontology annotation, biological process: S-adenosylmethionine biosynthetic process. Gene Ontology annotation, cellular component: cytosol. The record is from RefSeq and is a predicted model, not a curated record. The coding region runs from base 61 to 1242 and encodes 393 amino acids. The transcript has 8 exons. Lineage: Eukaryota; Metazoa; Nemertea; Pilidiophora; Heteronemertea; Lineidae. Gene Ontology annotation, molecular function: methionine adenosyltransferase activity; ATP binding.
UUUCCAAUAAGUCCGAAAUUGAGAUAGUGCGCGACUCACGGUUUCUUCAUUGUUUUGGAAAUGAACGGCGACAUGAACGGUAUAAACGGAGAUGACGAUGAGACUUUCCUGUUCACGUCCGAGUCUGUUGGAGAAGGUCAUCCUGAUAAGAUCUGUGACCAAGUCAGUGAUGCUGUGUUGGAUGCCCAUCUGAUGCAGGAUGACCAUGCUAAAGUAGCCUGUGAAACCACCUCCAAGACCGGCAUGAUUCUGCUCUGUGGUGAGAUCACAUCAAAGGCCAAUGUUGAUUAUCAGAAGGUUGUCCGCGAUACCAUCAAACAGAUAGGAUAUGACGAUUCCAAAAAGGGAUUUGACUUCAAGACAUGCAAUGUGUUAGUUGCUCUUGAACAGCAGAGUCCUGACAUUGCCCAGGGCGUGCACGAGGACCGAGAUGAAGAUGACAUUGGAGCUGGUGAUCAAGGCCUUAUGUUCGGCUAUGCCACCGAUGAAACCGAGGAACUCAUGCCACUCACCGUCGUCUUGUCUCAUCAACUUAACGCCAAGAUUGCCGAGCUGAGGAGGAAUGGAACUCUCCCUUGGGCUAGGCCCGAUUCUAAAUCGCAGGUCACUGCCGAGUACAAAUUUGAGGACGGUGCCUGUGUACCAGUUCGUAUCCACACUGUAGUAAUCUCCUGCCAGCACAAUGAAGACGUCACCCUUGAACAACUCCGUAAAGACCUCAAGGAGAAGGUCGUAGACGCUGUAAUUCCCGCCAAGUACAUGGACAAAAGAACCGUUCUUCAUAUGAAUCCAGCUGGAAGAUUUGUUAUUGGUGGUCCACAGGGUGAUGCAGGUUUAACCGGAAGAAAGAUCAUUGUCGACACGUACGGUGGAUGGGGCGCCCACGGUGGUGGAGCUUUCUCUGGAAAAGAUUUCUCGAAGGUGGACAGGUCCGCUGCGUAUGCCGCUCGAUGGGUUGCCAAGUCACUGGUAGCUGCGAAUCUCUGUCGCAGAGUACUUGUACAGGUGUCAUAUGCGAUCGGUAUUGCACAGCCGUUGUCCAUCAGCGUGUUCAGUUACGGUACAUCAGAUAUGACCGAGAAGCAGCUCCUAGAGGUUGUCAAGAACAACUUUGAUCUCAGACCAGGAGAGAUUGUCAAGGCUUUGGACCUCAGGAAACCCAUCUAUCAAAAGACUGCCAGCUACGGACAUUUCGGCCGCAAGGAGUUCUCUUGGGAACAGCCCAAGAAACUCCGCAUUUAGAGACAUUUUUUUGACUCAACAUCAGACAGGAUAUAGAUAAUGUGCAUCCUCUCUCAGUUGACCACGGCGCAUUUCAGGGUAUGGGCGGUUGCAACUCUGUUAACUACUUGGGGAAAUCAAGGGUUUAUUUGCAUGUUAAUCAUGACUUCACACAAUCAGUCGACACCAGAUCAGACAAGAAAUUUUGGUAGGAUUUUCCUCGAUGAGAUACAAUUAUUGGUUAUCAUAGUUUCCAAAUGAGUACCAAUGUUGUGGAGGUUUGGUGGACUUGAAAAUUUCCAUCAGAUUUCCUUUAUUUCUGAGAUUUCGGUCUGGAUGGUUCGACUAGGGUUGACAGAUCUCGAUGCAAUUGCUGUAUGCUGACAUGCACCUCAAAUGUUGCUCCCUUAUCCUAUAGGGGUUUGUCUUGUGUUUAUAAAAAACAUGGAAAAGAGCAAUUUAUAAACACACGGGUUGACUAUUGAGGCCAUAAACAUCUUGCAAUGUUAUUAGUGUCUUUAGCCACAUUAGUUCUCUGCACUAAGUGUAUGUUGUCUAUAUCCUGUUUAUACGAUAAAUUUUUAUGUGGGGAUUGUUAUUGUGAUAACUCAGUUAAGAAUGAUAAUGUUAAUGAUUUAUGAGAAUAAUUUACUGAGCCUAUGACUAAUUCUUGACUCUGCGUAUCAUGUGUAGGGAAGGUGUAGGAAGCAGGGGUGCCCCAGCAUAGACAAUUGUAAAUGAAUUGUACAAAUUGGAAGCACUGCUUUUAUAAUUUGAUGUUUUUUAUUUCUGUACAAACGGACCAAGUAGUUUGAAGAGCUUGAUGCCUGAAACCAAGUUGCUAAAUAGGUAUCUCACAUUUAGAAGUUAAACAUAUGCUGUGAUACAGUUCUGGUUCGAGGAGUUUUACUUUAUAAUUCCCUGACCCAGUCCUGUCUGAACAAUUUUUAUGUAAAACUUUGUACUCUGCAAGUGACCUUGCCCCGGGUUGCUGCAAUUCAUGUAUGUGUAUCUUCUCUCAGACCUAUCACCUUGGGGCAAGGUUGAAUUUGCAACUUAUGAAUGUACCAAAGACUACUUUAACCAUGCUUUGUAAUGAUAUGUGAUCUUUAUCAUGUACUGUAAAACAUCUCGUUAUGUUAAGAUAACUAAGGCGAAACCUUUUUCCCAAAAAAACUGUAAAAGUUUACAAAUGGGCCCCAUUUGUACAGAAAUAUUUUUUCUCUGCUUCAGAGUACAGGUUGAUGUAAGAUAAUUUUAUUCUAAAAUGUUACUUCCUAAAUGUAACUAUGGGAUCAAUUAAAAAUUGUACAUUAGAUGUCA